UAUGUCAUGUCUGCUGUAGUGCCAUCUUGUGGUUUUCUGGACACUAGUUAUGUUUUGGUUUGUUCCUGCUUUGUAGUUCACGUGAUCACUAAUUGUUUCCAGCUGUCUGUCAUUGUCUAAUUAUUGUUGCCUUUAUAAGCCUUGUUAUGUUGUGUUUAGUUUGCCUUUGGAUUUUUGCUGUUUUGCUCGUGCACCCUGUUCACCCGAUUCUGGUUUGUUUUGUCCGGCUCUUAUCUGUUCCUAGUCUGCUCACUGACUCAUCGUUUUGGUUUGUUUGUUUGUUCACUUUGUUUCAUGUUGUGAUCAUAUUUUUGAAUUCCUGUUCUAACUUUGUUUGAUACACUUUUGUUUAUUGUGUUGUACUUUUGUCUCUGUUCGAUUUUUGAACCUGGCCUGUCCCCUUAUUUAUUAUUAAAACUUCUAUUGCUGCAUUUGGAUAUCUUUUGUAUUUUUGUAAGCCCAUUCGUGACAUAAUCCAAAGGCCACACUAAUAUCCAGCAGCAUUUUUCCCCCCUCUUUUUCUAGUGUGUUUUUUGUCAAGAAUGAGCAUUCGAAUUGUUCUUCCAGCGACUGAAAAGGAGCGGUCACUUCGGCUUCAGGCAUUAGCAGCUGAACGUCAGCAGGGUUGGGAGGUAGGAGCUUUUGCUCAGUCGUUUUGGACCAUGGCUGUGGGAUUGGGGUUGUCAGAUCAUGAACUAAUGACCAUUUUUAAUCAGUGCCUGGAUUACCCUCUUUCUGUUGUGGAAGUGGAGGAGCUUGGGAUCACUGAAUUUUGGGAUUUUGCUAUUCAUCUUAAAAUGAAUGGGCAAAGUGAUGACUUGGUUUCUGGGAUUGUUCCUAUUUCAGAAGCCCAAAUUAAAGACACCAUCCUCAUAGACUGUGCUCGUUCUAUCUCAGAGUAUUUUGAGUCCCUUUAUGAAAUUUUGGCCAGUGUUGAAAUAAAGCCCACAAUUGAUUUUUCUGAGUUCCAGUCAGUGGGAGAUUCUGAUCCUGAGGUUCCUUUGGAGUUUGUUUUUGUUCCAGGACCUCUUUCUAAGAUGGCUGAUCAUUUGGAAGUUUGGUUAAAUGAGGCUGAUACUUAUGAACAUUUUUGCAAAAUGGCUGUUAGUUCUGAAUUUAUCCCUGAGGCUAUGAUCGUUUUUGAGCCAAUGCCUAAGCUGAUCGAUAUUUCUCAGCUUCAGCCCUGUUACACGCCUAUCUCCAAACCAGUACCUGAACUGUCUGAUUGUGUUUUUGAAACUACAUGUUUGGAGGACUCCUUAGAGUUGGGGGAAUUUUUAUUUUCAAUUUUUUCAGAUUUGGAUUUUGCCAUUCUUAAAGAACCAGUUUUUUUUGAUAUCUUGAAGACGUCAUUUUUUAGUUUUUGUGAGUCCUUGUCCCCUAGGAUCAUUGAGAUUUUGCCUUCGCCCCAAAGUGCCAACGAGCCCUCGCCCUCAAGCAGCGCCGGCGAGCCCUCGCCCUCAAGCAGCGCCGGCGAGCCCUCGCCCUCAAGCAGCGCCGGCGAGCCCUCGCCCUCAAGCAGCGCCGGCGAGCCCUCGCCCUCAAGCAGCGCCGGCGAGCCCUCGCCCUCAAGCAGCGCCGGCGAGCCUUCGCCCCAAAGUGCCGGCGAGCCCUCGCCCUCAAGCAGCGCCGGCGAGCCUUCGCCCUCAAGCAGCGCCGGCGAGCCCUCGCCCUCAAGCAGCGCCGGCGAGCCCUCGCCCUCAAGCAGCGCCGGCGAGCCCUCGCCCUCAAGCAGCGCCGGCGAGCCCUCGCCCUCAAGCAGCGCCGGCGAGCCCUCGCCCUCAAGCAGCGCCGGCGAGCCCUCGCCCUCAAGCAGCGCCGGCGAGCCCUCGCCCUCAAGCAGCGCCGGCGAGCCCUCGCCCUCAAGCAGCGCCGGCAAGCCCUCGCCCUCAAGCAGCGCCGGCGAGCCCUCGCCCUCAAGCAGCGCCGGCGAGCCCUCGCCCUCAAGCAGCGCCGGCGAGCCCUCGCCCUCAAGCAGCGCCGGCGAGCCCUCGCCCUCAAGCAGCGCCGGCGAGCCCUCGCCCCAAAGUGCCGGCGAGCCCUCGCCCUCAAGCAGCGCCGGCGAGCCUUCGCCCCAAAGUGCCGGCGAGCCCUCGUUCUCAAGCAGCGCCGGCGAGCCUUCGCCCCAAAGUGCCGGCGAGCCUUCGCCCCAAAGUGCCGGCGAGCCCUCGUCCUCAAGCAGCGCCGGCGAGCCUUCGCCCCAAAGUGCCAGCGAGCCCUCGCCUUCAAGCAGCGCCGGCGAGCCUUCGCCCUCAAGCAGCGCCGGCGAGCCUUCGCCCUCAAGCAGCGCCGGCGAGCCUUCGCCCUCAAGCAGCGCCGGCGAGCCUUCGCCCUCAAGCAGCGCCGGCGAGCCCUCGUUCUCAAGCAGCGCCGGCGAGCCUUCGCCCCAAAGUGCCGGCGAGCCUUCGCCCCAAAGUGCCGGCGAGCCCUCGUCCUCAAGCAGCGCCGGCGAGCCUUCGCCCCAAAGUGCCAGCGAGCCCUCGCCUUCAAGCAGCGCCGGCGAGCCUUCGCCCUCAAGCAGCGCCGGCGAGCCUUCGCCCUCAAGCAGCGCCGGCGAGCCUUCGCCCUCAAGCAGCGCCGGCGAGCCUUCGCCCUCAAGCAGCGCCGGCGAGCCUUCGCCCCAAAGUGCCGGCGAGCCCUCGCCCUCAAGCAGCGCCGGCGAGCCUUCGCCCCAAAGUGCCGGCGAGCCCUCGCCCUCAAGCAGCGCCGGCGAGCCUUCGCCCCAAAGUGCCGGCGAGCCCUUGUCCUCAAGCAGCGCCGGCGAGCCUUCUCACCAAAGUGCCAGCGAGCCCUCGUCCUCAAGCAGCGCCAGCGAGCCUUCGCCCUCUAAGGUUAGUGGGUCCUUGCCUUUCAAACCAGUCAAUGCUCCAUGGAAGAGGAUGAGGAUUCCACCUGGACCAUCAAGGUGGUCUUAUGUUCCACGUGGGGGGCUACUAAACCCACCAGUGGCACCUUGGUGGAACAAUGACUGGCUAAAAAGGACCUUUUUCCCUGUGAUGCCACCAUGGUGGUUUUCUGUUUGGGGAUUGAUAUGUCGGGACUGGUUUAAUAAUCUGUGUUUUGGACUUUAUUCUUGUCCCUUUAGAUUAAAUUCUGCUCCUUUUGUCAUGUAGGGAUUUUGUCUUUGCAAUAUUGGAUUGUCCCACCAUCCCUCCCCCUGGUCAACCUCCGUUCCGCCUCCCUCCUAGAUGGGCGCUUAUUUGGGAGUGUCUGGUAGCCACUCCCUUUAAGGGGGGGUAAUGUCAUGUCUGCUGUAGUGCCAUCUUGUGGUUUUCUGGACACUAGUUAUGUUUUAGUUUGUUCCUGCUUUGUAGUUCACGUGAUCACUAAUUGUUUCCAGCUGUCUGUCAUUGUCUAAUUAUUGUUGCCUUUAUAAGCCUUGUUAUGUUGUGUUUAGUUUGCCUUUGGAUUUUUGCUGUUUUGCUCGUGCACCCUGUUCACCCGAUUCUGGUUUGUUUUGUCCGGCUCUUAUCUGUUCCUAGUCUGCUCACUGACUCAUCGUUUUGGUUUGUUUGUUUGUUCACUUUGUUUCAUGUUGUGAUCAUAUUUUUGAAUUCCUGUUCUAACUUUGUUUGAUACACUUUUGUUUAUUGUGUUGUACUUUUGUCUCUGUUCGAUUUUUGAACCUGGCCUGUCCCCUUAUUUAUUAUUAAAACUUCUAUUGCUGCAUUUGGAUAUCUUUUGUAUUUUUGUA
Danio rerio (zebrafish) is the source of this 3694-nucleotide messenger RNA. NCBI's taxonomy places the organism in Eukaryota, Metazoa, Chordata, Actinopteri, Cypriniformes, Danionidae. The record is from RefSeq and is a predicted model, not a curated record.